This is a messenger RNA of Staurois parvus, 385 nucleotides long. NCBI's taxonomy places the organism in Eukaryota, Metazoa, Chordata, Amphibia, Anura, Ranidae. The record is from the annotation of a GenBank genome assembly.
UACAAGCGUCGUCAGGCAGGCCGGGUCAAUAUCAAUCGGGCAGGUAGGUACAGGGGGAGCAAGCGGAGAAUGGUCGGGGUCACAAGCCAGGGAUCAGGAGCAGGAGAAUGGUCAGACAAAGCCAGGGAUCAGAGCAGGGUCAGCAACGAAUCAGACAGGAACAGGGAGCAGGAACAGGAUACAGGGCCCAGGAAAAACACAACACCAAGGCAGAGUCUGCAGGUCUGGCCAUCCCUUAAAUACACCAGUAUAAUCAGUUCCAGGUGUUUUGACUGGCUGCAAGGUUGAGUCUCUGAUUGCUGGGUGCACCCGCUGGCCAGCCCUGGUACUGCAGCCCAUAAGGCAGGCGAGUCCCACCAUUGUUGGCCAGUCAAUUCCUGACAGU